Molecule: messenger RNA, 1399 nt
Organism: Pipra filicauda (Wire-tailed manakin)
Lineage: Eukaryota; Metazoa; Chordata; Aves; Passeriformes; Pipridae
Gene: CLDN18
Product: claudin 18
Exons: 5
Coding region: 1-771 (256 amino acids)
Biological process (GO): bicellular tight junction assembly; cell adhesion
Cellular component (GO): plasma membrane; bicellular tight junction
Molecular function (GO): structural molecule activity
Source: RefSeq, a predicted model, not a curated record
AUGUCCGUCACCAUCUGCCAGUCCAUGGGCUUCGUGGUGUCUGCCCUGGGCAUCGGGGGCAUCAUCGCAUCCACCUGCAUGGACCAGUGGAGCACCCAGGACCUGUACAACAACCCGGUGACCGCCGUGUUCAACUACCAGGGCCUGUGGCGCACGUGCGUGCGGGAGAGCUCCGGAUUCACGGAAUGCCGAGGGUACUUCACCAUCCUGGGGCUGCCAGCCAUGUUCCAGGCUGUGAGGGCACUCAUGAUCGUGGGCAUCGUCCUGGGCAUCCUCGGCCUCCUCGUCUGCAUCUUUGCCCUCAAGUGCAUCCGCAUCGGGACCAUGGAGGACUCUGCAAAAGCCAACAUGACUCUGACCUCUGGCAUCAUGUUCAUUGUUGCUGGCCUGUGUGCCAUCACCGGCGUGUCCGUGUUUGCCAACAUGCUGGUCACAAACUUCUGGAUGUCCACCACCAACAUGUUCCAGGGGAUGCAGAACGUCCAGAACAGGUACACCUUUGGCUCAGCCCUCUUCGUGGGGUGGGUGGCCGGCGGCCUGGCCCUCGUGGGGGGCAUCAUGAUGUGCCUGGCUUGCAGAGGGCUCAUUCCAGAGGAAUCCCGGUACAAAGCCGUGUCCUACAACGCGUCAGGACCGAACAUCUCCUACAGAACAGGGCCCUACAAGGGCUAUGAGCCCGACCCAAAGACCAGGAAGGGCCCAGGCUAUGAAGAAGCUCCUCGGAGUGAGGAGGGAAGACGCUCCUACCCUUCCAAACACGACUAUGUCUAGCAGACCUUCUGGGCUCAGCUUGUGCUCUCUCGUGUAUUUGUAACUUCAGAAGCAAAAAGUGCAGCAACCAAAGCAGUCUGUGAACAGGAUUGUGUUUUCUGUCGUGUUUUCUACUCUGAGGUUGCAUCCCGGACAUCAGUUUUAUUGGACUGCCUGCCACGAGGAGGUCUGUAACAAAACACUGCCUUCUGGUGCUCUCAGAGUAGAACAUUUUGCUCCUGUUUUAUGUAUAAACUGAUAUCCAGGAGCGGUGCCUUGUGCCCUUUCCCAGUUAUUCCAAUAGUGAAAAUUCCCCUUUAAUAAUAGCUGUGUAUUUGAAGUAAAUUCAGCCGUGUCCCUUUGGAUGUACCCAAUGCAAACAGACCCCACAGUCAUGGAAUUCUCCUCCCUGCUGACUGUUCCUGCUCAGUCACACCUUUGCUUUGCUGGUUGUACUGAUCUGCUGGGAGAUUUAAUCUGAUUUAUGUUCCUUAGACGUUUGCUGUAACCCGUGAUACCAAAGGGUAUUUAUUUCUUCUGAUCUCUCCAGGGAAUAUGAAUAAUCCAUUGUUAUUCCUACAACAGAUCUUUGCUGUAACAGCUCCAAACCUCUGUGUGUGACCAGUGUUCCUGCAGAUGUCAUCUUUAA